Molecule: messenger RNA, 713 nt
Organism: Spirodela intermedia
Lineage: Eukaryota; Viridiplantae; Streptophyta; Magnoliopsida; Alismatales; Araceae
Source: the annotation of a GenBank genome assembly
AUGGAGGGCUUACACCCCGAACAUCGGGCAGUGGUGCCAAGAUUUAGAUGGUCUUCAAGUGUCAGUUCUUCCAUUCCGAGUGAUGAAUAUCGUGUAUGACGGGGCCAAUAAAGUAAGCCGCAAUUCUCUCUGUUUUUCUUCGUAGACUAACAGUACGUUGAGUAAGCCAUAAUAUUAAGAAAUCACAAGAUGAGCAGUCGCAAAGUUACAGUAAAAGCGCAUGUUUUACAUCAGGCGCCAUGUGAACCACGCCUCCCCUGGCUCUUCCUGCUCGUCCCCUUAUUCGGACAAGAACGAGCGAGGGCCAUGAGGUUUGAAGGGUUCUGAGUGUCCCACCUUUCUGGGUGAACGUAACAUUGACCUGUCACUCGAAGGAUGGCAAAAUCCAAGCUUUCAUCUGCCCUCUCCAAAGGAUAUAGCUCGCCUUGUGAAGACUACCAUUCUCUCGGUGUCCCUUGAGACUUAACUUUCUUGUGAUAUCUCUACUGGUAAUGUUUGUAGAUGUGACAUUAUCAACAUUGCAUCAGGUUCAUGGAGGCCUCAGCUUCUGAGGGACAAGAUCAGAGAUGCUGGCUCGGCGUAGAGCUCCUUGAGAGGCAACUUCACCAGCUGGGGUAGGACUGCAAGCUGGAAGGGAGUGCGCUCGCCGUGGAAACGACGAUGUUGAUGGCGUCAGGAGACAACUGGCUGGCUGGCUGGGCGACGAAAGCUGA